Molecule: messenger RNA, 2437 nt
Organism: Drosophila bipectinata
Lineage: Eukaryota; Metazoa; Arthropoda; Insecta; Diptera; Drosophilidae
Gene: dpr15
Product: defective proboscis extension response 15
Biological process (GO): synapse organization
Cellular component (GO): neuron projection membrane
Source: RefSeq, a predicted model, not a curated record
UUAUUUUAGAUUGCCUCGACAAGCUUACCGUGCAGUGCAAUUUGAAAAUAUGUUAACCCUGCGAUUUUGUGCGCCAAAGAACAGCCAACCACGCGAAGGAGAAGAACAUAUCGCUGCAGUUCGUGUCAAGGCGUGUACGCCAUAUUAAAAAGAGCAACGAAUACUGCUCCGUUCAGGGGCCGCGGCAGGGAUAAAUUUGCAAAGGCUCCAGCGGCACAACGCCGCCAGACGACAGCCAAUGUGACCCAGUUAAGGCCAAAGGAUUUAGCCGCCCAAGGACCGCGAACCAAGGAACCGAAUCGCGGAACGCGACACGGGAUACGCGAACGCGAAGCUCGCAAUCCCAGAACCGACACGCAGCAAGGAUUAUCAAUUUGCUUGGCACUUUAAUGGAGUUGGCCAGGAUGCCGGGAAGCCUGAUCCUUCUGGCCCUGCUCAUCUGCUUGCCGGAAACAAGAGCCAGCCAGCCGGAAGGGACAUCAAUAUUAAACGGCAGCGAAACAAAUGGGCGACCCCUUCAAAGAACUCAAUCAAGGCGCGAGGCAUUAAUUCCGGCGACAACGCAAAUGGCCCGGACAUCGGACAAAGCAGCCGCAUUUAGGCCAACAAUGGCAGCUGCAGCUCUGGCUUUGGCUUUGGAUGCAGCCCAGAAUCGUUCCGAGCACAAUGUCGCCAUUAAUAACAUCAGCAACAAUGGCGAUCAGCGCCUGACCGCUGCCCUGGAGGCGAAUCUGAUUAUGAGCAGUCGGAAUGUCCAGGAGCAGCAGAGCUACAGAAUCACGCACGGCGACAAUGGCACACUGGCUGUACCGCCUGUGGCUGCAACCACUGCCACAGCCACCACUGAGCCAGCUCCGACAACAACGACCACAAGGCGCACCACUCGCCGACCUGUCCCAACCACCACGCUGAAGCCACCGCCGACAAUAGAUGAUUACCAAACAAUAAUUAGCCAGGCCGGCACCCACGCCUAUCUGCCAUGCAACGUGAAGCAGCUGGUGAAAAAGCCCAUCUCCUGGCUGCGAAUGCGGGACGGUCACAUCCUCACCGUGGACCAGACCACCUUUAUUGCGGAUCAGCGCUUCCAGUCGGUCUUCUCGCCAAAUCCUGAGCGAUGGUCGCUUCAGAUUAAGUACGUCCAGGUGAAGGACGAGGGAACCUACGAGUGCCAGGUGUCCACGGAGCCCAAAGCCAGUGCAAUUGUGCACUUAAGGAUUGUUGAACCGAAAACCGAAUUAAUUGGGGAGUCAACGCGACAUGUGAAGGCCGGAAGUCAAGUGAAAUUGCGUUGCAUAAUUAGCCAGGCUCUGGAGCCGCCGCUUUUCAUUAAUUGGUUUUACAAUCAGAAGCAAAUCUAUUUGCAUAAUCGUCGCGGUUGGCGUACGGAAAUUGAACGCAUUGAACUGCCAGCGGAAGUGCCAACAACCAGCACAACCACCACUAGCACCACCACCACCACCACAGCAACAACACCAGCAGCAACAGCUUCCACCACAUCCAGUAGUGGAUCAACAGCAGCCUCGACAUCCAAAUCGGCAUUGGAGUCACUUAAUGGCUUGGCUACCAUAACACGUUCAUACAUUUUAGAUGCCAUAUCACCGAAUGAUGUGGCAAGUGGCGCUGUUGCCGGGACGACAGCCCCCGAGCUUGCAGCAGAUGUGGAUGCAACGUCUCCGACUUCAGGCAAUCCACCGCCCAUCUUGGCAUCCACGGCAGCUGCAAAUCCAGCGGCAUCCGCCGAUGGUGCAACAACAAUGACAACAGCCUCGAUGGCGGCGACAGGUGACUCGGCAAUAACAACAAACACCUGGAUGACGAGCACCUCAGCAACAACCACAUUCACCGACUCCACGGAAACAACAACAACAACUGUGGCAGCAACAACGACAACCUUGCUACCAAGCAGCAGUUUCAUUAAGCAGAUAACAGCGGCUUCGCUCAUCAUUCCGGCCGUAGUCAAGCUGGAUUCCGGCAACUACACAUGCAGCCCCUCGAACAGUGCGCCACGCACCAUUGUGCUCCACGUGCUAAAUGGUGAAUACUCCGCCUCCGCCAUUAAGUCCGGCAGUGUCAGCUGGAGCACGCUAAUUGGAUGUCACGGCUAUUUGCACUGGCGGUAUGUUUCAACGCUUCUGACACUUUUGUGGAUUAUUAAAUGUGCCGUGGCCAGGGACAUCUGCCAGCCGAAAGGCAGCCGGUCCGCCACAGCAAGGAUAUCCCGGACACCAUCUGUAAAUGGAGCAGAGGCAAAAGUAUCAGAAGGAGCAGCCAUCGAGGCAAAAUCAAGGACCAGCUUCAUCAGAGUCAGCAGCUCAAUUAGUGCCACCAAAGUGGCUGAAGACAAGACUUGAGUUUCCCUCCGGCUAGAGCAAGGCCACAUGAAUUUUAUUCCAUAAAGGAGGCUAUGAAUAAGGAUUUUACGCGACAUAAACAUAUU